This is a messenger RNA of Knipowitschia caucasica, 2094 nucleotides long. Lineage: Eukaryota; Metazoa; Chordata; Actinopteri; Gobiiformes; Gobiidae. The record is from the annotation of a GenBank genome assembly.
AUGGGCUCGAACCUCACUCUGUACUGUAACGUGGAGAACUGCCCACACCAGACAGAUGUAUAUUUAGAAAUUGCUCAUGAAAAAGAAAGAGUGUUGCCGUUUAAGUUCAUCAACUGCACGGCCAUUUUCUCACUGACCAAUGUCCGAGAGCCACUGUUUAAUGUCUUCUGCAAGAUGCAACAUCCUGGCACCGAUUACUAUGUCACCGGGAUAACUCUACAAAGUGGCUUGCCACCAGGUAAACCCUUCAACAUCAGCUGUGAAACAACAAGAAGUGCCGAGUUUGUUGACUGCAAAUGGGAAAAAAGAAAGAACACGCAUGUUCCCACUACAUACAACAUUUCAGUCAACAUAGAAAACGGUUCUUUGAUUUACUCUCUCACUAUGCAAGAGGACAAAGCUUUCUCAAUACCUCCAAACAUAUUUGGCGAUAAUCUCACUUAUCUGAUGACUGUUUUUGCCCACAACCACUUUGGACAGUCUCGUUCGGAUCCACUGAUCUUCACCCUCAGUGAUAUUGUGAUCCCUGAAAGGCCUAACAUUACACAAAUAGACUUUAAGAAUGGCACUUUGGUGGCUGUGUUGGGAUGGGAAACCACGGAACCAUCCACAGAUCUAGAGCCAUUCAUCAGAGUUCAGACAGCUAACAAGAUCCAGAUUGAGGCAAAUGUACUGAACAUUGGAAAUGGUUUUGCUCAAAUCAGCGGAUUACGUGCUCUAACAAACUACGAGUUUCAAGUUAAAAUAUGCAGAAAGAAAUUUCAUCAACAUGAUGAUAAUUCACCCACUUUAAGGAAACGGGUUUGCAGCAAAUGGAGCCAAUCUUUUCUGACACAAACUCCUGGCAAAGGACCUUCACAGGCGCUGCAUGUUUGGAGGGAUUCAGUGAUCACAAUGAAAGACGUGGUGACUGUGGUGUGGGAGCCUCUUCCUUCACACGACUACAGUGGUGCGGUCUGUGGAUAUGAGGUUUUUCUGGGCGAUGGACAAAAACAGAACCAUAACUGUUGCUCGGCGACAGUGCCUUUGCUACAACCAAUCAGUGUCACUGCUGUUACUUCAUAUGGGACGUCCCCGCCUGCUACUGUCCCCCUCACACAGUCAGAUUCACCGGGGCCAGUUUUGAGAGCUGUGACUCCGUGGGUAAACGGCAGCGCUGUGACUGUGUCCUGGACUGAGCAGAGGCAGAACCUGCUGAGUUAUGUCACAGAGUGGACCACACUUCCUCCGACUGCACUGCACUGGAAAACUGUGUCCAAAGAGCUCACAGCCACAACUAUAACAGGUCUGAUGCCAGGGAUACGGUACAAUAUCUCUGUCUAUGCAGUGACCACAAACGGCGUCACUGCUCCAUCGUCUUCUGUUGUCUACUCCAAAGAACUACAGCCGCAGGGUGGUCCAGAUGUGCAAGUGCUGGAGCACGAGACCAACAGGGUCCUGGUGAAGUGGGACGAGCUGCCACUGGAGAAAAGGAGAGGCUUCAUCACGUCUUACACCAUUUACUAUCAUGUGUUGGACUCCAGCAGCCCCCAGCUCAAUGUGUCUGUGCCCGCCUCAAUGCCCAGGCAGCGCUGGUUGGACUGCCCAGAGGGGACCCUGGCUCUGCAGAUGUCUGCCUCCACUGCAGCCGGAGAGGGCCCACGGGACAGGCUCAUCUCCUCCCACCCCCCCACUCCUGCAGUCAACUCUGUGAUUGUCAUCAUCUUCAUCAUCACCUUCUUCAUUGCCAUCAUAGCAAACCUUAUGUGCUGGAAAUGUGUGCGGAAAAGGAUCAAACAGCAGUGCAUUGCAUGGAGCCCACAGUGGCUCGGGGACAAUCUUCCAAAACUAAAAAACAGCAACGCAAUCAAACUUUUGGAGUUGGACAAGAGCGAGCCAUCAUUAUUCUCCUUGUACAGCGACCCGCCAUUGUCUCCCAUCACUUGUCUGUCCCAUGACGAGCUGUACCCCUCGGUCCAUGAAGAGAUCGGACCACUGCACAUUGGCGCCACAGCACCAGAAUCUACAAAUGACACGUACAAUUCAAGCGUUACACUGGAUCACUGCAGCUACAAGCCACAAACAGCUGCCUUCUGCUUCCUCAUGUGGUGUUAA